AGUUCCAUUGCGGUAGCAACGAUUCGUUUCUACGUUUCACCGGUCACGAUCGCAGCUGAGACAGAAACAAAACAAGGCGUUAGCAUAGUUUUGGCCGUGAAUAAGUUCGAGUUCGUCGCAAAGGUGAAAAAGUUGGACGUCCGACCGAAUUUUUCAUUCGCAGAGGCGACCGUCGCCGAUUGUUUCGCAGUUACCAGCGUAGUCCGACCGAUCGUUCAGAAUUUCUUGGUUAGAAAGAAUUUUGCUGCAUCUGUCAAUCCUGAAGCGAAGAUGUCGUUCGAAGUCGAGAAACAAAAAUUCUUGACCAUGCCGCUAGAAGAGAAAAGAAAAUACUAUAAGGGAAGCGUAAUGACAUUGGAUCAAAUUCCGACUUGGGUGGAAUACUGGAAUAAAAAUAAAACGAAUAUCGGCGUAACGAACCUCGAGAAAGUCGAGAAAGUUGACGAGGAGAUGGCUAAGAAAAUUUCGAUAUGGCAAGGAGACAUCACGUCCCUAGAAAUAGACGCGAUCGUCAAUGCAGCAAACUCGAGCCUUCUUGGCGGUGGUGGAGUUGACGGAGCUAUUCACAAAGCUGCAGGGCCAAAUUUAAAGAAAGAAUGCGCCACUUUGGGAGGAUGUCACGUGGGUGAAGCUAAAAUAACAGGGGGUUACAUGUUGCCUGCAAAGCAUGUCAUUCAUACGGUUGGCCCGCAAGGGGAAAAGCCAGAAAAGUUGAAGGAAUGUUACGAAAACAGUCUGACAGUUGCCAGAGAGAAUCAAUUGCGCACUAUUGCUUUUCCUUGCAUAUCGACAGGAAUUUAUGGAUAUCCUCAAAGACCAGCAGCCAAAGUAGCUUUAUCGACAGUCAAGAAGUUCCUAAUCGACAACAAAGAUGCUGUGGAUAGAGUAAUCUUUUGCUUAUUCUUGAAAAGCGAUAAAGACAUAUACGAGGAAUUGUUACAGAAGUAUUUUGCUAUCGAUUAGAUCAUUCGCUGGCAAAUCAUAUAUAUGUUACUCGUAUUUCGAGAUUGUGAACUCGAAACGAACAGAGAACGAAACUGUAUUGAGUGUA
This is a messenger RNA of Eufriesea mexicana, 1051 nucleotides long. Its product is annotated as macro domain-containing protein CT2219. The record is from RefSeq and is a predicted model, not a curated record. Gene Ontology annotation, molecular function: ADP-ribosylglutamate-[protein] hydrolase activity. Gene Ontology annotation, cellular component: nucleoplasm. Gene Ontology annotation, biological process: peptidyl-glutamate ADP-deribosylation; purine nucleoside metabolic process; DNA damage response. Lineage: Eukaryota; Metazoa; Arthropoda; Insecta; Hymenoptera; Apidae. The transcript has 6 exons. The coding region runs from base 271 to 963 and encodes 230 amino acids.